AUGAAUGUACAAACAUAUGGAGUGACACCUCCAAUAUCAGUCGCUAAUCCAACUCCAAGAGAGAAUGAAUUGAACGAUCUUUUAAUAAAGGAAUUAAAAGUCCGGGGCUCAUUUGAAAGUGAGGCUGCAACCAAAAAGCGAGUAGAGGUUUUGAAUAUUCUUCAAAAGAUGACUGAAGAAUUUGUCUAUAGGGUGUCUCUUAAUAAGAAUAUGUCUGAAGGAAUGGCAAAAGAUGCUGGUGGAAAGAUAUUUACAUUUGGGUCUUAUAGAUUGGGAGUUUAUGGGCCGGGUUCUGAUAUUGAUACUUUGGUUGUUGUACCCAAGCAUGUGAACAGGAACGAUUUCUUCGAAGUGUUCUAUGAACUUCUUCAAAAAAGAAAAGAGCUAGAAGAAAUAGCACCGGUACCGGAUGCAUUUGUUCCUAUCAUAAAGAUUGAAUUCAAUGGAAUUUCGAUUGAUUUGAUUUUCGCAAGACUAGAUAUUCCGAGGGUUCCCAUAGACCUAAGUUUAGAUGACAAGAAUUUGUUAAGAAAUAUAGAUGAAAAAGACCUUAGAGCAUUGAAUGGAACUCGUGUUACUGAUGAAAUAUUGACUUUGGUACCGAAGCCGACUGUAUUCAAACAUGCUUUGAGAUGCAUAAAAAUGUGGGCACAGCAACGAGCAAUAUACGGAAAUGUUUAUGGAUUUCCUGGUGGUGUAGCCUGGGCUAUGCUAGUUGCCAGAAUAUGUCAACUCUAUCCGAAUGCGGUCAGUGCUGUUAUUGUGGAGAAAUUUUUUCAUAUUUAUUCGCAAUGGAGUUGGCCGCAACCAGUAUUGUUGAAACAUAUUGAAGAUGGCCCUCUACAAGUACGUGUUUGGAAUCCAAGACUUUAUGCCCUUGAUAGACUGCAUCGAAUGCCAGUCAUUACCCCUGCUUAUCCCUCAAUGUGUGCGACGCAUAAUAUCACCGCGUCAACACAAAAGGUGAUUCUUAGUGAAUUUAAACGAGGAAUUGAAAUCAUGAACGAUAUUUCGGUUGGAAGAAAACAGUGGUCGGACUUACUUGAGAGACACACUUUCUUCCAUACGUACAAAUUCUACCUAUGCAUUGUUGCCGCUACCAAAUCUACCCACGACGAGCAUGUCAAAUACGCAGGGAUGGUCGAAAGUAAAUUGAGGUUGUUGGUCCAGAAAUUGGAAAUAGUUGAAGGUAUUGAAUUGGCGCACCCAUACGUUAAGGAGUUUGAGAAAGGAUUCUACUGCAGAAACGAAAAAGAAGCAGAAUUAGUCUUAAGUGCUGAUGGCACAUUGAGUGGUGAUGAACUUACAAGGUCAAUACCUAGCACUGAUGCUAUCCAAGGUCACACACAAGUAGAAGGCGAGACUGAGUUACAUCUUACAAAACUCUUUAUUGGGUUGAAGUUGGAUUUGCAGAAGGACGGUGGAAAGAAAUUAGAUAUACAGCAUCCAUGCUCGGAGUUCUACAACAUCUGUAAAGGUUGGCAGGAUUUUGACAUCAGUAAGCAUUUGAUUCAAAUAAAGAAUGUUAAGUUGUACGACUUGCUGAGCGAAGUAUACAUUGAAGGUGAGCAAAGGCCAACAAAAGUGGCAAAACGAAAAAGGGCUCUUUCGAAAAAUGAGGGUCAAAAGAAAGCCAAAAGUACUACCACAGUUACUCCUGUAGCCAGUAGAUAG
Messenger RNA from Hemisphaericaspora subhashii, 1674 nucleotides. Its product is annotated as polynucleotide adenylyltransferase. Gene Ontology annotation, molecular function: RNA binding; poly(A) RNA polymerase activity. Bases 1 to 1674 code for a protein of 557 amino acids. NCBI's taxonomy places the organism in Eukaryota, Fungi, Ascomycota, Pichiomycetes, Serinales, Debaryomycetaceae. Gene Ontology annotation, cellular component: nucleus. The transcript has a single exon. The record is from RefSeq and is a predicted model, not a curated record.